AUGGUUCUGGGCAAUUUCCAAGGCUCUUAUGAAAAUGGAGUCGCUACGGCAGUUACACAGCCCAGGAUGGCCAGAACCACUGUGGUCCGCAAGAAAUUUGCGAAACCCCCGGUUAAGGUAGCCUGUUUGUCUUGUCAAGAACACGCUGUGACGGGCAAGAUCCAUGUUCCAACUAAGCGAGGUGGUCCCAGAAAAAAGAAAAAGCCGUCCCUUCCGGCAGAAGAUAUAUCCCAACAUAAUGAUGUUUCGGCUUCGACCAUUCCACCGGCCGCUUCUGGCUUUGAUGAUUCGUCGGUGAUGUUCGGUCAAAUCGAUGUACUUUCAAUACCCGGCGCCGGCCUGAGGAGCUUAGAUUUUACGUCAGAUGUCAAUUCAAUGUUUGCUGAUCUCUUUGCUCCUAAUGAUGACUGUCAUCCUCACCCCCAAAUGGAGCCUACUCCCUCGCCAUCCAACAUAUCGUCUCCUUCCUUGGUCAGGGCAUACACUAGUGAAAAUGAUAUGCCACGGUCUCCCCUAAGUCUUGCUCUGUCUGCGAUACUGGCUCUAAUACCGCAUCCAAAUGACUUGGAACCGUCUUCUCCAGUUUCUGUCAUCCGCCGCCGGGCGUAUGCCCACACAUUUGCUCAAAUGGCCAAUGCCAGCAUUGAGGCCGAUUGUGAGCUCCAUGCCUCAUCUACAGAUCCUGCUCAGGCACUAUCGAGUGACCGUCCCGCUAUUGACCGAGAGAUGUUUCAUCCCCGGACUCCCGUGGAGCUUGAAAGUAUUUUAGCCUUGCUGGUUCUCUCCAUAUACGAAUACACUCAGCGAGGUAACCUCCUCAAAAUGAGAUACCGUGCCGGUCAAGCGCUGGCUAUAGCAUUGGACAUGUCACUUCACGCCCUGGGAGAAGAGUACGAUGAAUUUGCAGAAGCACGAAGAAGAGCAUGGUGGAUGACGUACUACUGCGUUUUACAAGGAUCAAUUGUCAGCACGACGCCACUCUCAAUUCUUGCGAAUGACCCGCAAUUUGUGACUCCUUAUCCGCGAUUUGCUGCAGACCCAGAUGGCUGGUCCGUUUUGAUGCAAGCCCAACAAGUAUUGGUUUCGGCGACCCAGUAUAUCAUCGAUCUGAACAAAUGCAUUGCGACAAGGACCAAUAUGCAUUACAUCUAUGAGAGAAUGCGACAGCUUGAUGCCUGGGCUAGUUCUGCGCUGGCGCAGUCAAAUUUGCUCCCAAUUGUUCCCCAGUCUGUAAACGGAGGUAGCGACAUUGAGUAUACAACAGCUCAAAGUAUACGUGCAAUUUCGCGUAUUAAGUUAUCCAGUGCGCAAAUCAAGGUCCAUCGGUUUAGGGCAUUCUCGGACAUCCCCAUUUUCAUUAAAAAGCACUGCGAUCUCACUGCAGCCAACGCCGGUAAUUCAAAUUCAGGGAAUGCAGCGAAACAGGCAAAGGCUCAAAAUGGAAUAUCCAACAUCCAGUGUUCAUGUGGUGGAUUGGAGCCGUUUCAACAAGCCUCGUCGAGCGAGUUUACACCAUCGUCCGCCUCCUCCACGUCAUCUGAUUAUAACUCGAUGUCGCAAUACUCGUUCACUAAUGGCUUCCCAUUUAGUGUUCAAAACUCGGCAAAGGUGUGCCUUAGGGCAGCCCUGUUAAUCUCGCACAUGUUCCAAAGCUUGCCCUUUCCACAACCGCUGUGCGACGGGAGUAAGAGCCAGCAGGGCAUGCAAUUAUUACCACCGAAUCAGCUACCGCGAACUAUGCCGUCGUUUGCAUGCUGCUUGAUGCAAGGAAGCUAUGCUAUGCUGAUGAUAUUUUACAAAGCGCGAGUAGAAAGGCAAAUGUCGCCGGAUUAUGGGAACAAGAGCCCAGACAAUCCUUCGGAUCGACUCAUCGAAGAAAUAAAACAAGGGCUAGAGCGUAUUAUUGCGACUGUGUCCAAUUAUUCAAUUGCCUUCGAGGCGUUGGAUGGCAUGAGAGAUGAAAUUGAAGGUGCAUAUCAAACGGCGUUUCCGGAAGCUUAG
Molecule: messenger RNA, 2001 nt
Organism: Aspergillus tanneri
Lineage: Eukaryota; Fungi; Ascomycota; Eurotiomycetes; Eurotiales; Aspergillaceae
Exons: 10
Coding region: 1-2001 (666 amino acids)
Biological process (GO): DNA-templated transcription
Molecular function (GO): zinc ion binding; DNA binding
Source: RefSeq, a predicted model, not a curated record